This is a messenger RNA of Herpailurus yagouaroundi (jaguarundi), 2563 nucleotides long. It is a transcript of the gene LAT, whose product is annotated as linker for activation of T cells. Gene Ontology annotation, cellular component: membrane; immunological synapse. The transcript has 11 exons. Gene Ontology annotation, biological process: positive regulation of protein kinase activity; inflammatory response; intracellular signal transduction. The record is from RefSeq and is a predicted model, not a curated record. The coding region runs from base 354 to 1223 and encodes 289 amino acids. Lineage: Eukaryota; Metazoa; Chordata; Mammalia; Carnivora; Felidae. Gene Ontology annotation, molecular function: protein kinase binding.
UGUGGGGUGAGCGAGCUCAGUAUGACCGUGAGUCAGAACCGUGGUUCCCCUAGAGCCCGCCCCUCUUGGCAGGCCGGCCAGGGUGAGGUGGGGUGGGCACUGCCCUGUGCCCCUCAGCUCCCAGGGGCAGGGCCUCCCUCCUGGCUGCCUCCUUGAGCCACGGCUGUGGAGGCCGUGGCUGUGGGCUGGCCUGUCCGCGUCUUGCCCUUCUUCCCCUGGUAGGGCUCGCUCUGCGUCCUGGGGGCCAGCAGACCCCUCUCGAGGGCCUGCGGGUGGCCCCGCGGGCCUCCGCCUCCCCCUCCCCACUGGCUGGGUGGGGGUGGGAAGGGGGCGGGUGCAGCUGGCUGAGCCCGAUGAUUUCCUGCCCUCGCCCGGGCUCACCACAGCUUCCUGCCACAGGCGGGCAGGCGCUGAGGAGAAGCAGGCGCCUAGCCGAGCGGCAGAUGGAGGCGGUCUUCCUGAUCCCCUACGUGCUGGGCCUCCUGCUGCUGCCGCUGCUGGCUGUGGUGCUGUGCGUGCGGUGCCGAGAGCUGCCAGGCUCCUAUGACAAUACGGCCUCUGACAGCUUGGCCCCAAGUAGCAUCGUGAUCAAACGCCCUCCCACACUCGCCACCUGGACACCAGCCACCUCCUAUCCUCCUGUUACCUCCUACCCACCCUUGAGCCAGCCGGACCUGCUUCCCAUCCCGAGGUCCCCACAGCCCCCUGGGGGCUCCCACCGCAUGCCAUCUUCCCGGCAGGACUCAGAUGGUGCCAACAGUGUGGCGAGCUACGAGAACGAGGGUGCGUCUGGGGCCCCAGGUGCCCUGGUUGCAGGGAGGCUGGGGCCUGGGCUGGGCCCUGCUGAUCGCUGUGUCGUUACCUCAGAGCCCGCCUGUGAGGACGACGAUGAAGACGAGGAGGAGGAUUAUCCCAACGAGGGCUACUUGGAGGUGCUUCCUGACAGCACGCCAGCGACAGGCACUGCUGUCCCACCGGCUCCCGCACCCAGCAACCCCGGCCUCCGAGACAGCGCCUUCUCCAUGGAGUCGGGGGAGGAUUACGUGAACGUCCCCGAGAGCGAGGAGAGUGCAGACGUGUCUCUGGAUGGGAGCCGGGAGUACGUGAAUGUGUCCCAGGAGCUGCCACCCGUGGCUAGGACCGAGCCUGCCAUCCUGAGCUCCCAGAACGACGACGAGGAAGAGGGAGCUCCAGAUUAUGAGAAUCUGCAGGGGCUUAACUGAGGGUCCGGUGAGAGGCCCUGCCCACCCUUCCGCGCGGCCCCUCAGCCCUAUCCUCCGACUCCUUCGGGGACCCCUCGGACCCCCACUGACCUCCUGACGUUGCAACCCCUCCCUCUCCCGGUUGUUUCAGCGCGAGGCCAUGCCUGUCCUCAAACCAGCCUUGCUCGGGAGUGCCGAGCCGGGCAGCUGGCAGUGGCUCUGGGGGACCCUCCUAGGCACCCCACCCUGACUGCAGCCUGAGAACAGCCUGAGAAUCUCCCCCCUAACUUAUUGUCACUUUGGGGUCCAGUCUGUGUGCCCCCAACACUCUGCACCUUCUGACGCAGCCUGAGAAUGAGCUACCCUGGCCCCAGCCCUAUUCGGCAGUAGAAUAAAGGCUGGUGUGGUCUGUAGCGCUCUUGCCUUUGGGGGGCCCGUGGGGGGGAGUCCGAGUGAGGGUGGGCUUGCCUGGGCGCCCGUGUGGGAGCUGUGUGCACGCACGUGUGUGUGUGUGUGUGUGUGUGUGUGUGUGUGUGUGUCUGGGGGUCUCCAUCCUCCCUGGGCCGCCAUGCUCCUGAGGGUCCUCAUCAGCCGUUGGGAGUGACCAAAUGGUGCCUGGGGCACGGCGCUUCGGCGUGAGGCAAGUCCGACCCAGACUGGGCCUUCUGGGCUUCGAGGCUUCGAUGCAUCUCCCCCAACGCGAUAGUCCACUGGACCCACGGCAGACGAUGGCUGGGAUGAUGGGAGGGCAGGGCAUGGGAACCUUGGGUGCAGAGUGACCUUCGAGAGCAAGACUGCUUCCUGCCGGCACUCAUUUUCUCCAUCUUUAGAGCAAGGGGGUGGACUUGACCCCAAGCAACUGAAAGGUAAUGUGCGAUGCAGCCUUUUCGGACUCGGGUGUGCAGAUGACUCACCGGGGGGUCUUGCUAAAAUGCAGAUUCCAAAUGAGUAGGUCUGGGAUGGGGCCCGAGAGUCUGCAUUUCAGAGAAACUACCAGAUGCUUCUGAUAGCGCUCUUCCGAGAACCAGACUUCGAGCACCUUCUGGUGGACGCCCUGGUCAUUGUGAUUGGCUCUGGUCUGGGCACGUGACGUAAUCUGGGCCACCGAGGACCAGCCCUGGGACUUGGGCCAGAAGUGACUGGAAGGAGAAGCUCUUUUUGCUCCAUGGCAGUUGGUAAACUGGAAGAAUAUAUUCCUGGCGCUACUUGGCGAGCCUGCCCAAGAACGAAGUCCACGUGGAGGAGAGAAUGGCCUCGAGGUGGACAGGGUGUCGGGAUCUCUGGGUCCAGUCACAUCUGAAGCGAGACACCCCCCUCAGACUUCCCAGUUACGUGGGCCAAUAAAUUACCCGUUGUCUUCA